This is a messenger RNA of Lutzomyia longipalpis, 887 nucleotides long. Its product is annotated as trypsin 3A1-like. The record is from RefSeq and is a predicted model, not a curated record. Bases 31 to 810 code for a protein of 259 amino acids. Gene Ontology annotation, molecular function: serine-type endopeptidase activity. Lineage: Eukaryota; Metazoa; Arthropoda; Insecta; Diptera; Psychodidae. The transcript is spliced from 3 exons. Gene Ontology annotation, biological process: proteolysis.
GCACAUUCAUUCGGAAGGAAUUCCUCGAAGAUGUUCACUACCAGUAAGAUGUUGAACCAAGCUGCUAUCCUUGCAAUCCUCUGCAUUAGCGCCAGCGCUGCAGUGUUUCGUCAACCUAUACAAAGGAUUGUCGGAGGCAAGCCUGUGAACAUCGAGGACAUUCCUUAUCAAGUGUCUGUCAAUUACUUCGGACAGCAUCUCUGUGGUGGUUCAAUCCUCAGUGAGAGGUUCAUCCUUACGGCAGCUCAUUGUAUAAUUGGUGCAACUCCUGAUUUCACAGUCAGAACUGGAUCAAACUACAGCUCAACAGACGGUGAGGUCCAUAAGGUGCGACAGAUCAUCAGCCAUGAGCUCUACGACGAUGAAACCACGGAUUACGACUUCAGUAUUUUUGAACUGGAAGAUCCCAUUACGUUCAGUGAUACAAGGAGGGCAGUUCAACUUCCCGAAGCCGAUGAGGACAUUGCCGUUGGUACUGUUUUGAAGGUUUCUGGGUGGGGAGAUACUAAGAACCAUCAGGAGUCCAAUUAUCACGUCCGUGCUGUAUCAGUGCCGAAGGUUAAUCAAUUAGAAUGCCAAGCUAACUACAUUUUCAGAGCAAUCAUUUCGGAACAGAUGUUCUGUGCAGGUUACCAAGAAGGAGGAAAGGAUUCUUGCCAAGGUGAUUCUGGUGGUCCCGUCGUUGACGACAACAACGUACAACACGGUGUAGUGUCUUGGGGUAAAGGUUGCGCCCUCCCAAGCUAUCCUGGAGUCUAUGCAAAAGUAUCAGCUGUAAGGAAUUGGAUUCGUGAAAUUUCAAAUGUUUAGGGUUGAUAUUAGACUAGAAGAUAUUCUUGGAAAUUCUGUUGUUCUUGGUUAAUAAAAAAAAUUUAAAAAAUAACUUA